Lindgomyces ingoldianus is the source of this 324-nucleotide messenger RNA. RefSeq lists its product as uncharacterized. The transcript is spliced from 5 exons. NCBI's taxonomy places the organism in Eukaryota, Fungi, Ascomycota, Dothideomycetes, Pleosporales, Lindgomycetaceae. The record is from RefSeq and is a predicted model, not a curated record. The coding region runs from base 1 to 324 and encodes 107 amino acids.
AUGGUUAGUGUUCGACCCCCACCUCGCGCCACGUUGUUGCUGCUAGAAGCGUUGCGUCGUGUUUAUCCCGCGCCUCUAGGCCGCAGGUGGUCAGCCUCUAGCCGUUACGCGUUGCGGGAACAGACUUUUGUCUUAGCACUGUACCUAAGCAACGCUCAACCCAUAUGCUAUCGUAACUGUGGAAUAUCAUCCCAAUUAACCCUGCUGGAGUUUUCUGAAGAGACAUUAACUUAUUGCGCAUCUGCAGUAAGUCUUCUACACUGCAGAAGGAUAAUUCACUAUUUUCUCUCGCAGCAUGCGGUUGCUUACCUCUUUGUGCUCUAA